GAAAAAAUAAAUUCUGGAAAGAGCUGCUGCUCCUCCUCGCGAUCUAAGUGAGCUUUCUCGUACUUUACUAUACCAAUUGAAGCCAGUCCUCCUCAGCUGAUCCGAAAGCUCCCAACUUUCAUUCCCCUUAUGGUGGAGAUGGGGCGGGGAAAGAUUGAGAUAAAACGGAUCGAGAACUCAACGAACCGCCAAGUGACUUUCUCGAAGAGGCGGAAUGGAAUCAUGAAGAAGGCCAAGGAGAUCAGCGUGCUAUGCGACGCCCAGGUCUCGCUUGUUAUCUUUUCCAGCCUUGGAAAGAUGUUUGAGUAUUGUAGCCCCUCCACCACGUUGUCGAAGAUGCUGGAGAAAUAUCAGCAAAACUCGGGCAAGAAACUCUGGGACGCAAAACACGAGAACUUGAGCGCGGAAAUCGAUCGCAUCAAGAAGGAGAAUGAUAAUAUGCAGAUCGAACUCAGGCAUUUGAAAGGGGAGGAUCUGAACUCUCUUAACCCAAAAGAGCUCAUCCCGAUCGAGGAAGCCCUCCAGAAUGGUCUUACUGGUGUUCGAGAUAAACAGAUGGACUUCUUGAAGAUGCUAAAAAAGAAUGAAAGAAUGCUUGAAGAGGAAAAUAAAAGGCUCACAUACCUAUUGCAUCAUCAGCAACUAGCAAUGGAAGGGAGCAUGAGAGAACUGGACAUCGGCUAUCAUCAGAAAGAUAGGGAGUAUGCAGCUCAGAUGCCAUUGACCUUUCGUGUGCAGCCCAUCCAGCCAAACUUGCAGGGAAAUAAGUAACACUAUUAGCCUACUACUUUCCUCUUAAUUAAAUGAAUUUUAAUAUUAGCUUUUUAGCAGUUUCAUUAGAAUAUGAAGAACUUCAGUGAUGUUCAUGAGAUAUGUGCGUGCUACUGAUAUUGAUAUUGUAACUGCUUCAUGACUGCAGUACUAUGUAUUUAAGCUUAUUGUCUUUGGCUUCAGCACUGUUCAAUUGUAGUAGAUACCUACUCAGUAUUUCGUGAAGGGUUUUCUGCUAAUUCAUCUCGAAAGUCAUUAGUAGUCAUGGUAAAGGACUUCUAUGUUAUUCUCAAUUUUUUAUAACUAUGUUCUUAAGGUAAUCUCUUUGAUUGG
This is a messenger RNA of Dendrobium catenatum, 1104 nucleotides long. RefSeq names its product MADS-box transcription factor 2. The transcript has 8 exons. NCBI's taxonomy places the organism in Eukaryota, Viridiplantae, Streptophyta, Magnoliopsida, Asparagales, Orchidaceae. Gene Ontology annotation, molecular function: protein dimerization activity; RNA polymerase II cis-regulatory region sequence-specific DNA binding; DNA-binding transcription factor activity, RNA polymerase II-specific. Gene Ontology annotation, biological process: positive regulation of transcription by RNA polymerase II. Gene Ontology annotation, cellular component: nucleus. The coding region runs from base 130 to 771 and encodes 213 amino acids. The record is from RefSeq and is a predicted model, not a curated record.